Cucurbita moschata (crookneck pumpkin) is the source of this 557-nucleotide messenger RNA. Its product is annotated as cytochrome b5-like. The transcript has 4 exons. Gene Ontology annotation, molecular function: heme binding. The record is from RefSeq and is a predicted model, not a curated record. The coding region runs from base 23 to 418 and encodes 131 amino acids. Gene Ontology annotation, cellular component: membrane; intracellular membrane-bounded organelle. NCBI's taxonomy places the organism in Eukaryota, Viridiplantae, Streptophyta, Magnoliopsida, Cucurbitales, Cucurbitaceae.
UCUUCAAGUACGGUUCGCACAAAUGGAUUCAAAUUCUAAAGUCUAUACUUUCGAUGAAGUUGCAAAACACAACCACGAGAAAGAUUGCUGGCUUAUCAUCUCUGGUUUUGUGUAUGAUGUAACUUCUUAUUUACCGGAUCACCCAGGUGGCGGUGAGCUUUUGGUAUUGGCUGUGGAAAAAGAUGCGACAUUUGAUUUUAAGAGUGUUGGACAUAGUGAAUCAGCUAAAGAGAGGAUGAAAAAGUAUCAGAUAGGUAAAAUCGACCCGUUGACUCUCCCGACGGAACAGAAACACGUGGAAACUACUCCACACAAACCAACUCCGAGUCUACUUUCCUUUUCGCCUUUACAUGUUCUAAUUCCUCUAUUGCUCUUGGUGUUGGCUUUUGCUUUUCCCUAUUUGAAAAUUAAGGCCUAAAAAUAAAAUUAGAUUCGUCUUUAAUUUGAAUAAAAAUUUGAAGCUUACAUUGACCAUUGAUGUUCAUUUAGUUUGUACCUUUUUAUUUUCUAUUAUUAUUAUUAUCAUUUAGGUUUGAUAUGAAUUUGUAACAUUGUUG